Messenger RNA from Boeremia exigua, 3213 nucleotides. Its product is annotated as pyridoxal phosphate-dependent transferase. The transcript is spliced from 2 exons. The record is from RefSeq and is a predicted model, not a curated record. Bases 1 to 3213 code for a protein of 1070 amino acids. Lineage: Eukaryota; Fungi; Ascomycota; Dothideomycetes; Pleosporales; Didymellaceae.
AUGGAAACAUUACGACAAGCCGGAGUCUUCUGGUUCAAUAAUGGAAUUCUAGCACCGGACGAGGAACCCGGCAAUUGGCCCUUCCACCUCAAGGAGUUUGAACGGCAGGCGGUCCGUGCGAAGGCGGAGCGCAUUGGUUCGAGUAUGGACCAAACGAGAGGAUAUGUCUGCAGCGUAAGCGAGGCACACGCGUUCUGCAUCCGCGCAGCGCGACAGGAUAUACUGCGGGCCGCACCGCAUGCGCCAGUGACGCUCAUCACCGGUGCUUCGGCCCAUCCAGGGGUGGACAAUGCAGCUGAACUGCUCGGGAUUCCGCUGCGUCAUGUGCAGUGCGGGCGGCUUGGGGCAAUGAUCAUCAGCGAGCUGGAGGCGGCACUCGACACCAUACGCGGUGCUGUCAUUGUGGUGGCGACAUGGCGCAACACGCUGGGGGGCGGCUUCGACGACGUGCAGGCCAUCUCACAGCGACUAUCUGCGCGGACGCAGCGGAACGGGCUGCCUUCUCUCAUCCACCUGGAUGCAGUGCGUUGCUUCGACGACGUGAGCACACUAGGCGAAGCCCAGCGCACGAGCCUGGGGCUGCCGCGGUUGGUACUUGGGGGGCCACCAGGACAGGAGCAAAGCGCGUACGUGGGCGUCGCAACACUGGCGGCCGGUGGAGUCAGUAUUGGGGGCAUGGGCAAUGAACAGACGGUCGCACUCGUGCCGCGCGAACUCGGCGGCAGCGGCGGCACGUUCAUCGAGUGCGUCGCCGGUAGGGACGACACUAUCGCGGGGUCACGUGACGUGGUGGGAGGGGCAUUACUGGCGCUGCACGACGCGCGAUUCGAUGCAGCCGGUCUGCAACUGGUAUAUUCGCAGUGCCGGCUGCUUCGCGAUGCCCUGGUCGCAGCGCUGGGCGCAGCCGGAGUGCCGGUGCUCGCAGAUGCGCGCGGGCUUGACCUGGUCGUCGAGGCGGGGCCGUGGGCGACGUCAGCACUGUUCGACCGGUGGGGCGCACGGCGCCUGCCAGACGGGGCUGCGAUGCUUGCUGUACAGCCAGCCUGGACGCAGGCAAGCGUGACGCAGCUGCUGGCCGACUUCAACAUUGUAGAACCCCUCGUCGUGCCCGGGCUAGAAGAGCCCCGACUCACGGCAGUGCCAGCGGGCAUGGUGGCGCGGCUCAUGCAGGUGACUGGAUCGUGGCGCACUGCAUCCGCCCGCUCAUGCGGCUAUCCGGGCGAUCAUUCCACCCUCUCGGUGCUGGGGCCUAUCGUAGGCCAUGCGGUCACGGCGCCCUUUGUAGCCAGUGCCGCUACCUGGACGGCUUCACGCGAGCAGGAACUGCUGGCUGAGACGUGCGCCGCGUUGGGCGUCGAGGCUGGGUGGGCGGCGGCUGCUUUCACCAGCGGUAGCACGGCCAGUAACCGCAUCGGCAUCCUCACUGCCCUGCGCCAGCUGCCCCACGCGACCGUGUACGCCUCUGCCGCCGCACACUAUAGUAUUACCAAAAUCGCCGCUGACCACGAACGUCUGCGCAGCGUCGCCAUCGUCAACGUCCCCACCGAUGCAUUGGGCCGCAUGGUACCGGCCCAAUUCGCUCGCUGCGUGGCCCAGGGCCAGCGUACUGCAGCGGCUGAGGGAAGAGCCUUCGCCGUCUUGCUGCUCGUAAGCGCAGGUACCACCUUCUCGGGUGCUACUGAUGACAUCCCCGCCCUCUGCGCUGCCGCCGCUCGUGUCCGCUGCUGCGUCGACUACAUCCAUCUCGACGGCGCCCUGAACCUCGGUGCAAGCAUGGAUCGCAUCACCCUGGGCCCGCCAGGCGCGCCACCCAUCGAUCCAUUCAGUGGUCGGCAUGUCGUGCAGGGCAUAUCAGUCAGCCAGCACAAGUUCCCCGGCCUCUCUGUUGCGGGCCAAGUCGUCUGCUGGAGCCCCCAAGGCGGGCGCCUGGCUGCCCAUGACGGCCAAGUCGAUCGCCGCGCCAUCUUCGAGAUGUGGCUAUACCGUCAGCUGACGUCGCCAGCCGAUCGCCGCGCCCUAUAUCUCCACUGUCUGGCCAACGCCCGUCGUCUGCGCUUGCGCUUGCAGCAUGCUGGCAUACAAACCCUCUUUAAUCCUGACUCAGUCAUCACUCUCGUUGAGCGACAACCACCUUGGUUGAUUGAUCGUUUUAACCUUGCUCCGGAAGGCAAUUGGGUGCACUUCAUAGCCAUGCCGCACGUCGCUUCGUUUGUCGUAGACGAAUUCGUUGAUGCUGUAGCUGACCACGCCUCUGCCGUUCGCCGCGCACUCGUGCCCGUCCAUCGACAUGUUGCACGACUAUUUGCUCGUCCCUUCUCUGACGUGUUUCUCAAACCGCUCAGCAGUCUGAAUGACAAGCUUCUUGCUUCCAUCGCCACUGCUCUCUACAGUAGUCGCAUCAGUUCAUCAGCCAGGCAGGUUGAAGAACUCAGGCUCGAAUGGAUAAACAGCACACUCUGCUUCGCCGCUACCGAUUCCUCAAAUUCGUUGCUCGCAGCACUCCUGUGCCGCAUAUCAUGUGAUAGAGCUAUCGAAUCGUGCGCAGCCCUGAUUCGAGAUUCGGAUUCGGUGCCAGAAGACAUGCAAUCAACAGCCAAUAUUCUGGUGGGUUCAUUGUUCGCACUUGGUGUCGUCCACAGGCAAAGUGUUCCCAAGAUAUCCGUCACCCGCAUCCGUCUCAGUGAGACCACAACAGCUGGUGUGAAUGCUGGGGCUGGCGCUGCUACUGCUUUUGCAGUGAACCCAAAGUUCAACGCUCUGUCGCAGUGUCUGUACUCAGACGACAAGCACGUCAUGUCGUCCAUGGUAGUGGCUUUCUGCCUCGCAUUUCUUCAACCUGCUUCCGCCGCACCAGCAACCUUACCACCUAGCACUGGUACACGUCAACUUCAAAAGCGCCUUGAAACCGGCUCCACGAUUGCGAUCGGCAUCUGCGUUCCCAGUGUGGCUCUUGUGCUCGGCCUCGGCAUCGGCAUCAUGUGGUUCUACCCCGAGCAGAGGCGCAAACUGCGUGCGGAGAACGCCAGGCGCGAACUGGAACUCGCAAACCGGGCGAAUAGACAGCAUGGACACAUACAAGGGGUUGAACACGAGACAUUACCUGCCUAUAAGGAACAUGACGAGGAGGACCAUGAGCUGGAAAAUGUGACGCGUGGAUCUACUCCAGCUGCACCGCCUGCACCGCCUGCACCUGCGGUGGCUGCGCCUGCUUAG